Molecule: messenger RNA, 1333 nt
Organism: Gigantopelta aegis
Lineage: Eukaryota; Metazoa; Mollusca; Gastropoda; Neomphalida; Peltospiridae
Product: ankyrin repeat and SOCS box protein 1-like
Exons: 5
Coding region: 56-952 (298 amino acids)
Molecular function (GO): protein binding
Source: RefSeq, a predicted model, not a curated record
AAAACAACAACAAACCACAGAAAGGUUACGUGUGAUUUAGUGACCACAAAGUCGAAUGAUUAGUCUGGCGAUUGCCGACAGGUUUCGUGACUGUCAUUUCUCAAUAAGUGACACAGUUUUACAUGAGACUGCAUUUGUCGGUGAUCACCACCAACUGUCAAAACUGUUGUUGAACCCCGAGGUCAGAGGUCAGAUUAACAAGAAGAAUCAUCUCGGAUGCACAGCUUUGAGACUUGCUGCCACAGGAGGCCACACAGAAUGUGUUGAAAUUCUCCUACGCGAAGGAGCCAAUAUCGACAUCCCUGAUGUGAAGGCUCAGACUCCUCUGUUCGUGGCAGUGAAAAACAACCACACGGAGACAGCUCAUGCUCUACUACAGCAAGGAGCAGAUCCGGAGGGGGACCUAGAGAACAACACAUCCCCAAUCUACACUGCAUGCAUGAACGGAUGUAUCCAUCUGGUUAAGCUGUUAAUAGACUACAAUGCAUAUUUGGGACACCGCUGUCGGAUAAACCGUCUGUUUAGCAUGGACCCUCUGCAGAUCUGCGUCGUGUAUCAACAGUACGACUGCCUCAAGCUUCUGCUCCACUCGGGCGCUGAUCCCAACUUCCAGGUCACCAGUCUGAAUUCCCGGCCAGGAAUGCCAAGUCUGUAUCACUUUGCGUUGCGACAGCACUGUGACGUAGGCGUUUUCAAACUGCUGUAUGAAUUCGGGACAAAACUGCACGUGAAGGACGAGAGGGGCCGUUUCCCUUGGGACGUUCCAACAAGUGGGGUGUCUGAGCAUCCAGAUGACGUGAUAGACUAUCUGAUACAUAUUAGAGAUGUCCCUCGUUCACUGCUGUCUUCCUGCCGUCUGCAGUUGCAUCGUUCUGCUGGUGCGAGAUGGAAGAACAAGGACUUGUCAAUCCCCAGUUCAGUGGCUGCUUAUCUGGCCUUUGAAGACGUAUGACCCAGAUUGUUAACAUGGUUAUAUUUCAAACUGAAUGUUUAGAGGCACUAUCAGGAAUUUUGAGUCCUAGCAAGACAUCUGUUUGUCUCACGACCCACCCACCCCCGAACAAAAUAAACACACAUCUUUCUAUAUUGUGUUUUUAAAACACUAUCAAACCUUAUCAUGUUUUAGAUAUUUAAGGAUUGUCUGUUAUGUUUUUUUAUGUUUAUUUGUGUAUGAACCAAAAAUAUCCACAGACUGUGUGAAUUGGCAAAGCCGUUGUCACAUAAGUUUGCAGAUGAUGUUUUUUGUUCAUACCCAGAUGAACGUAAAAGAAAUAACAGACAAUACUUAUAAUUAAAUUUUAAUCAUACUUGCUAAUAAUAACACCAAAAGUUG